AUUUGUGUCUAGUUUCUUUUCAAGGUUACAGGUGUAGUUGCUGUUCGGUAUGAUUGACUUGAAUACCAAUGGACAGGCUAUUUGUACAUCAGUUAAUUGUGUUCUGGAAGGAAAAUGGUCAUGGGUAAUCUUUGGUUAUAUGGGAUUAACCCAUACACUAGACGUUAAAAAUCAAGGUCAUGAUUUGAAUCAGUUUCUAAAUGAGUUCUCUCCUGGAAAAGUUCUUUAUGGUUUUAUUCGUGUUGAAUCUAUGACACCUGCAAAAUUUGUAUUGAUUGUAUGGCAAGGAGAGGCGUCGUCUGAGAGCUUCAAAAUAGCUUGUGCUAGACAUAUUGACUGUGUGAAACGGUUAUGCCGAACAGUCCAUGUUACGAUCAACGCAAGAACUGAAGCAGAUUUAGAUUGGAACGAAAUUAUUAUCAAACUUCAAAAUCUAACAGGAAGUAUCUCUAAAUCUCGACCGUCCAUUGGUUAUAAACCAGAUGAUGAAGUUAUACCUACAGGCUCUGUGUAUGUACGUGCAAAUCCAAACAUAGAUAUUCCAAAAGGUUGUGUAUCACAAAGUAUUUGGCAGUCACAGCAACAAAAACAACAGAAUUCACCAAAAUUAGUAUCUCCUGUCGAAUCAAAACCCGGUAAUUUUGUUCGACCUGUCUGUGAACCAGAGAUAAAUCACAAUCAUCUACAGUCUGAAAAUGAAUCACAGAAUGCAGUCAAGCAAAUAGCACCCGAUGAAAUGACUAAUACUGUUAAAAGUCGUAUCAGAGCUUUAGAAUCCAAGAUGCCAUUAAAUGAAACGACUUCAAGUUAUAGAAAAGUUGAUCCACGUGCAGAAAUUAUGCUUGCAAAACAAUUGUCAUCUCUAAAUGGUAAAGAUGAUGAUGAAGACGAUGCUAAUCCUGUGGGCACAAAUUAUAAGAAGCUAGAUCCAAAAUCUGAAAUUAUGGCAGCUCGUGCAUGUAAACAAUCUGAAGAAUAUACAUUCAUUAGCAAUAAACCUUUUGGUAAUCAUCAAAAACAACCAGACGUUCAAUCAGAAAUUCCUGCUGUCAAAGCCACAACUAAUUCGAAUUCGUUAUCAUCAACAUAUAAAAAGUCUGAUGAUGUUAUGAAUAAUAGUUCAACUAGUGAAGAUUUCUCACCCCAUCAAAAUGGUCAUCAUGAUCAUCAUCAGUCGUCUGCAGGACAGACCAAACAACAAACACUACAACCGCUUUCCCUGGCACCGUUAGCACAUAUUUCAAAUAAUCAAUUCCAUUCUGACCUUAAUCAACAGUCAAAUAACACUAACAAUGGCCAGUAUUAUCAAAACCACAAUUUAUCAACUAAUUCAAUGCAUGAACAAGACUCAUCACCAAGUUAUAAUAUAUCGCCUAGCAUGAAUUCACAUGAAAAAACAGGAGAAAAAUCAAAUCUUAAAGCUAUUUGUCUUUAUGAUUAUACUGCUAAUGAAGAGGAUGAAUUAUCUUUUCGUUAUGGUGAACAAAUAGUAGAAAUUGAACAAGUCGAUGAAGGUUGGUGGCUUGGUCGAAAUGCUGAUAAUCAAUAUGGAUUAUUUCCAUCGAAUUAUGUUGAGCUAUUAGAUGAUGAUACUACCGAUCAUUAGUAGAGAAAAUAUUAAUGUUGUUAAUCUUUUUCUUUUUCUUUUUUUUUUGUUGUUGAUAGUUGUUCUGUGAAAAACAUUAUGCGAAUGCACUUUUUUCUUUUCUAUUUGUUGAUUUUAUUGAUUUUUAUUCAAAUAAUGUUGUCACAUGAUGCACGCAAUUUUUCAUUCGUUUGAACAUAAAUUCAACAAAGUAUGGAACAUGUUUUCUUUUUUUUUCUUUUUUCGUUUCCACCGAGUUAUCUUUCUCAUUUGUAUCACUAUUGAAUACUUGAACAGUCACUGAUGACUGAAUUAACCUUAUACACAUCAAUGAAGUAAUGCUUACAACGGAUACACCAUCCAAACACAUAGAUCACAAACUUACAUUUUUGAAUUUUGACUUUUUUUUUAAAUUUAUUCAAUUAUUAACUUUUAUUUAUUUGUUUAUUAUUUUGCUUUAUCCUUCUAUGAACUGUGGUUUUUUUUUGCAAAAAAUUUCUUUUUCUCUUUCUAGAGUACUAAGUAAACUUUUUUUGUUCUCUAUUUUGAUAUUGCACAUGGUUAUUUCUAGGCAUUGUUUUGCUGCAUGUGAAGGUUUCUCAGUGAUAUGAAAGACUACUCAAUGGAUAACAAACGAAACAUUCACUUAAAAUAAAAUCUCAUUUCUUUGCAUUGUAUUUCAGUUGUUUUUUUUUAUUAUUAUUUACUUGUUAUUUACUGUUUACUUGUGUACACAUGUUUAUGAUCAAAAGAAAAAGAAUUUAUUAACAAACUACCACCAACUUUAGUGCUGUUUUGUUGUUAUUGUUGUUUGAAACAUUUUCACUAGCUAUGGAAUUUUUUUUUCAUUUUUUAAGUGAUCACAUCAUCUCAUUCAUCUAUGGAACAAUUUCAAUCGUCAAUUAUUAUCAUUUUAAUAAUUAAGCAAGAAAAAUAUUUGAAUUCUUUUAAUUAUCACAUGAAUUAAUUUGAAUCUUUUUAUGAAUUACUUUGUUUCUCGAGUAAUAUAGGAAAAUAUUUUACCCCGAUAUAUAGAUAUUUAUAUGCAUGUGUAUA
Messenger RNA from Schistosoma turkestanicum, 2641 nucleotides. NCBI's taxonomy places the organism in Eukaryota, Metazoa, Platyhelminthes, Trematoda, Strigeidida, Schistosomatidae. The record is from the annotation of a GenBank genome assembly.